AUGGAUAAUCAAUCCGCAACUUCUAGUCUCGUAAGCAAGCGGAACAGCCCACAGUUUCCCGAUGCAUCAAGAUACUUCAAGAUCAACAAAAUUACAGGACAGCUACAAACCUAUUGGGGAGAAUCUCCCGCUUCUAGACUGCCUACAAACACUUCGACUCCCACCAACAUGGCGCCACCGGAAAUAGGGUUCUAUGUUCUACUCGUAGAGCUACGUGAUGGUGGCAGACCACCUUUGAGCUCCACCGCAGUGUUCUAUGUAAAUAUUAGUGAACCGAUUCAGAAGUAUUUUGGUUACUAUUUGUUCAGCGGAAUGAAUAUUAGCAAUGUUUUGAUAAUGUGUAUCAUUGUCUCGUGCAGUGUCAUACUGAUAAUAAGCUUGAUUGGUGCCAUAUGUUGGGUUCGAUUGCGGAAGAACACGCCACUGGGGAAUGGGGUGGACGGGGGGAAUUCGGUGAACUCUUCCGUGAAGCAUCUACCCUCAGGACCCCAUGUUGUUCCGCUUAUACCAGCCAAACGAAUCAGUAACUACGAGUUGGAUCAGGACAUGUUCAAUCCUGAUUGUGUGUCAUGGCGACCGGAUUACACAUCUGAUUUCCCAGUAAACGACAGCUCUGCUUUGAGUUUUUCUCCCCAUGCAGGUAUAACGACCAACUUCUCUUCCGGGAGCUGCAACUGUGCACACGGUGGAACCUUGUUUAGCACGGGCUGUGAUUCAACGGUGAAUAACUUUCGGCAACCUGGUUUGCACUCGCGAUUGGAUCAAUACUACGUGGAUGAAGCAUCCCACCUCUACGGAAUAGCGGACCCAGCUGUUGUAUCCUCAAUUCUUUAUCAGUCCGAACCGAAUCAUUUUGAAAAUGCGCACUACUCAAUGGGCGGGACUACCACAAAUAGUAAUAAUGGGGGGAGUGAUAGUGGAAUCGACAGCGGUACUGGAUUCGUGACCUCUAUGUUGACUGGCACCAUGGAAUCGAAUACAAAACAUACCGUGGAUAUUCGGAACCUGGGAGCGAAACCCGUGUUCUCAGUGAAAACAUUGAACUAUUAG
Opisthorchis viverrini is the source of this 1050-nucleotide messenger RNA. RefSeq lists its product as hypothetical. The record is from RefSeq and is a predicted model, not a curated record. The coding region runs from base 1 to 1050 and encodes 349 amino acids. Lineage: Eukaryota; Metazoa; Platyhelminthes; Trematoda; Opisthorchiida; Opisthorchiidae. The transcript has a single exon.